Lycium barbarum (goji berry) is the source of this 1071-nucleotide messenger RNA. RefSeq names its product extensin-like. The coding region runs from base 1 to 1071 and encodes 356 amino acids. The transcript has a single exon. The record is from RefSeq and is a predicted model, not a curated record. NCBI's taxonomy places the organism in Eukaryota, Viridiplantae, Streptophyta, Magnoliopsida, Solanales, Solanaceae.
AUGUCAAACCAACAAAGACCAUUUUCAUGGCUCCGGUUGGCUCCUUUCGGUCGCCAAAUGCAACCAGCCCCAGUCCCAGCCCCAGCUCCGGCUCCAGCUCCAACAGCAACCCGUCGACCAACAGCAUUUCGAGCACCUGCUCCACAGCCAUUUAGGCCCCCAACCCCUCGGCCUCGGCCAACCGUCCGACCACCUGCACCUACUGUCACAUCUCCUCCUCCACCCACUAGAGCAUUGUUCCCUGGCAUUACUACUACUACACCGAGAUCCCCAACACCAUCCACUGUCCCUUCCUCUCCAGCCAAAUCAACACCCGCUACAUCUGCCCCUGCUUCUCCAAUCAGCAAAAUGGCUUCUUCUUCAUCACCUACAUCUCCUACAGGAACUUCAACAUUUCUCCCAAUCACUUCCUCUUCUUUUAACUUAAGAAGCCCUGAAACCAAGAAGCCAACCCCAUAUUCUCCAUCCCCAAAACCAGCAGCAUCACCACCUAAAACUGCACCUCCAGCUACUGUAACUGCUCCUACUACUGAAACUACACCCGUAUCUUCAAGAAUGAUCAAGCCUUUGAGCGAAUCUCCACCAAAGUACCCCAAAACAAAGCCUCUGUUUCAUCCACCCACUCAAGCACGAGCAGCCCCACAAGAAGAGAAGAAACUAAUGCUGGGGCAAGAAGCCGCUGGAAAUUCUAAGAUGAAUGAGAAAGCUGCUAUCGAUAAUAAGAAAGUUACUGAAGUGAAAAAAUUACUACCAAGGAGGUUGGUAACGCUGAUUGGUGAAAACAAAGGGGCGGUAAUGGUAUUGAACCCAAAUUCCACCAAGAAAUCUCACACUAAUGUUUUUGGAGGAAAGUCUCAAACUGUUGGCAAGAAAGAAGAAGGCAAUACUGUUGAAGGAGAAAUGGGGUCGAAGAAGAAGAAGGAAGAUCAAAGUGACAUGAAUACAAUGGAGAUGGAAGAGUCUACACUAUUCAUAAACAAUAAUGUACAAGGAGUGAACAAUUCCAUAUUAGACGAUUCAAGUCUCACUCAUCAUGAUCCUGGUUUUCAUAUCUUGUUCUCAACGGAUUAA